This is a messenger RNA of Xyrichtys novacula (pearly razorfish), 2562 nucleotides long. The record is from the annotation of a GenBank genome assembly. NCBI's taxonomy places the organism in Eukaryota, Metazoa, Chordata, Actinopteri, Labriformes, Labridae.
UAUGUGUUAAGUUCAGAGGGAGGAAUACAGAUAGGAAGAAAUGUUGGCAGUCUGUUCAGAGGGAGAGCAACAUGUUGCGCACUUCUGAAAAGUCUUCAGCAUUUUCAGUUGCCAUUGAUGCAUUGUCACAGAGGCUUUUUUCAUUUUUCUUGUUUUGACUCCUGGAAUGAAAUUUAUAAUCCUCCAGUUGUGCAAGCAAGGUGUUAAUCCUGGACUACAAUAAAUCAACCCAACUGCAAGAGGACUAAAGGAGGUCUGGUGUGAAACCUGAACAUUACCGGCUAUUUGGCUGUUUUACUUUUUCUGGACAGGAUGUCGAGGUACUUCACACUGUGGGUGUCUUUGCUGGUACUGUCACCCUUUCUGCUGGAUGCAAAUGCAAUUGAAUGUUCAGAGAAGGAAACGCUGCUGAAUCCAAUCACUAGGACGGUGACGCAGCUGUCAGACUGUUUAAUGGAGUGCACUGGGAUGAUGUACAUCAGAAAACUGCAACUGCAGGAUAAUCAUAAUAUCAGGCUCACAGAUUCUAUUGAAGGUAAGGAGACUCUUAGCUUUAAAAUACUGAAAAAUCAUGCACCUUAAAUGAGUAAUUCUAUGUGAAUCUGUCUCUGCUUGUGUGACAGGGAACUUGUAAAUCUUAAGAAAGUAUCUGCAGUGAAAGAGCCUUCAUAAAACACUCUCUUUCUCCCAGGGGACCUCGGGGAGUAUUGUUGGUCCACAGAGCUGAAGUGCACUGUGGGGGAGAGCUUCCAGCGUGCAUAUGUGGUGCUGCCUGUAGAUACAUCUGCAGUCAGACAUGAAAACCUGGAAGUCAAAACCACCAGCCCCACAGCCACCCCACUACAUGCGCACAGCAAUCCCACCACUGUGGCAGAGAGCUGUGGCCUCCGCUACGACGUGACACAGCACUUCAGCGGAGCAACAGAGGGGACUUCAUUUUGUGUGCAAGUAGGGACCCUGCAGGAUGUCCUGGGGGACAAAGUUCUGAAAUGUCCCCCCUUUUUGGUCACCUUCUGGCAGAGGUCUCCGAAUCAGUUCAUCCAAGGAGGUGUGAGAUAAAACCUCAACAGUAGGAACGAUGGAAAAGGUUCUCAUAUCUUUUACUACAGAUGUGUUUAUAGUAACAUUCCACCAUUGUUAAACCUGUAAGUGCAGAGUAGAGAAGCAUUAAGCAUGUUUAAUUUACACAAUAUAGUAUUAAUUCUUAUUUUCAAACAUUUUUCUUCCAUAUCCCAUCUAAAGAUUGUACAGAUAUAAAAUCAGCUUGAGUACUGAGAGUGGUGAUGACAACAUUAAAACCUUUUACUGUCAUUUUUAGUGACAUUUUUUAUGUAUAUGUUUAACUCCUAGACUGUAUUAGGCGAUUUAAAACUCCCCUUAGUGACUGGCUGAGGUAAAGGUCAUAAAGCGCGCCUCCCCAUGAAAACAAAUUGGAUAUGGGUCAUACUAACAUGCAAAUGUUCAUUUUGCACAGAGAAUUUUAAUUUUGACAAGAUGUGAAAAUGUUGGGAUGUGUUAUGAUGAUUGACAGCUCUGUUGACGAAAAAAGAGAACAAAAAGAAUGGUGACAGACAAAAUAUGAACAUCAACUUUUAACAUUUUCUGCUGCAUGUGUCGACACAAUCUCAGCUCUCGUGUUUGAUGGUGGCAUGCUGUCAAUAUUUAUAUACAGUCAUAUCUAUACACAGGUUUUGCUAUUCAAAAGUAUUAAAUAUACGACUAUAUUACUGAAAGUUGAAAAUUACACUCUUGAAGGUGUGUACACAGAUUUGCGUUGUCAGAGGACUUUAUGUAUGUUACAAAUAUAGAGAGAGGAGUUUGUGAGCAGUGUACAGUCUUCUUUGUGUGUCUGUCUUGUUAUAGUUCUCAUAUGUAGUGUGGUAGUGUUGAAGCACUCAGCUGCUUUAGUUAUCCGUUAAUGUGAAGCUCCAGUCAUUGCUCAUACACAAAUUUCAUCUGUCUAAGCUCUGUUCUGCUGUGUGUAAAAAAAGAGUGCCACCUGCUGGUCAAGACUCAAACUGAAAGACUGGCCGGAUUGUAGUUUUUAUAGUGCAAAGCCUCUGGGUGGCACACUUGUAAUGUGUUUUUGUUGAAACUUCUUUCCUAAUGUGUGAUUUGUAAAGUGCAAAUAGAGUGUAGACAUCAAAUGAGAUAUUUGUUUUUCUAAUUUCCACGGCACUGUACACAACAGAAACUGCUGCGAAAGACUGACAAUUUAAAAUUCUUUAUAUACCCUACAAACCAUGCUAAUUUAGACUUUAAAAGGAUGCAUUUUUAAUGCAAAUUGGUCAUUUGACUUCAUGAAUGCUGCAUUUCAGGUGAAUUCAAACUUAUGUGCUCUGAAUCAGAUUUUUUAAAUGUAUCUUUCCUUUUUCUUUUUUUUUGUUUGUUUGUUUUUUUUUAACAAGCAAGGCUCCUAAUUUGCAUUCAUGUUAGGUCUUUGUAAGAAUUAUUCAUAAAACUUAUGAAUUCAAGCAUACAGGAGAGUGUGUGUACUCAAAGAUUAAAUGGAUUAGACACGUUUUUACAUGUUUUGAUUAAAAAAACACCUUGAAAAAGUCA